UUUAAUAAAUAGAUUUAUGUCAAUGUUUGUAAAGACAUUAAUUAAGAGGUGAUGACUGAGGUUUCGACUGCAGGAUUGGAUUCCCACUAUUUAUUUAUAACUGUAUUUAAAAAAAAGAAAGAAAAAGAAAAAGGGACAAGUCUAAAGAUUACACAUUUAUAACUUUAGUCUUGAAUCAGUUGGGUAAGUUUAAUCUAUUCCUCUGUGUGGACUAAAACACUACAGAACAUGCUGUUAUUGGAAAUGAAUCAACUGUGGGUUGGUAACAUUAACUCUCCUUCAUCACAUUACUCUGUCCUUGAUUAUUUCCCUAUACCAGCAUGACACUGGGUGUUUUGGGGUUUUUUGGUUGUUGUUGUUCUUAAUUUUUUUCCCACCUCAUGAUUAUGGUAUCGUGAUCGAGGUUCUGACUGCAACAGAAUUGUAAAUUAUUUCGUGUGGGGGGGGGGGGGGUCUUCAUUUUUUUUUUUAACUCUGAGGAAUUUCUACCUUUGGUUUUUAUUGCUAUUUUUUGACAGGAACAUGAAACAUGAAACAUGACAUGCAAAUGUGAGGGGAUUUUCUGGUAGUGUGGAAAACAGGGGAAUUUUUUAAAGACAAAAUCUCUUUCAAACUUCAAUCUUGAGUCGACAUUACUCUGCUUCAUUGUGUCUUUUUAUAUUCUUGCUAUGAAAAGUUCACUUUUCACCAGAGCUUGUCUGCUGCCGCCUGCAAGCGCAGAAUGUCGUAAAAUACCGCUGUUAAAUACAACAGUACAGAUAUCUUUAUCUUUUCCCCCCCAAAAAACGUGUUUUUGUUCUGAUAUAUUAAUAUAACACGACCACAACGUUUUUCUUUAUCUUUAUAUUCUUGCUAGUUAUUAUUCUUGCUAUGAAUUGUUUUGUUUUUUUUAACCAGAGCUUGUUUGCUGCCGGCUUCAAGCUCGAGAUGUCGUAAAAUCCCUUCGCAACCUCCCAACCCGGAAGUAGGGGGUAAACCCUGUGCACUUGAAUGCAGCAUAUGGUGAUCAUGAAGCCUGGGGGACUUUCGUAAGAGCUGAACGUGAUCCAGGUCGCUGCUGAGGCUUUAAGACACGACGUGCAAACCAAAAACAGAGAUUUAUUCCAAAGUAGAAAUGGUUCGGUUGAGGAUAUUAGCGAGAUUAACACUGUGAUGACGCGGUGCAGUGAGCAGAGAAGUGUGAUCCCUGCAGCUGCGAUGCUCUUCUUGUUUUGCAGGUUGAUUACAUGGUUGAAAUGAACGGUUCCUGCUAUGGCGAGAGGUCUGUUUGCACGGGCCUGGAUCACCAAGUCUUACCUCUUUCACGUUCGGCUGUCGUACGUGCGGGUGAAGUUCCUGUUCCUCACCUGGCUGGCGGUGUUUGUGGGGAGCUGGGUGGUGUACGUGCAGUACUCGUCUUACACAGAGCUGUGCCGAGCGCACGAAUGCUACAGCACCAUCUGUGAUAAAUACAGAGCGGGGGUGAUCGACGGCGCUGCCUGCAGCAGUCUGUGUGAAAAGGCCUCGCUUUAUUUCAGGAGGUGUCUCUCCAGCAAACCCAACAAUCAGGUGUACACGGCGAGCUGGGGCGACGUGGAGGCGGUGAUCAGGUGCUGGCCGGGCGACGUGCUGCACUACGAGCUGGGAGAAGAGCUGGAGCCGAGGAAGGAGCCGACGCUUUUCGACAAACCCACCAGAGGAACGUCGGUGGAGAAGUUCAAAGAGAUGGUGCACGGUCACGUGAAGGCGAAGGUUGGAGAGCAGGCCGACCUCACCACGCUGGUCUCGCUGGUCCUGUCGUUUGCGGAUGCCGAUAACGACGGGCGCGUGUCUCUACCGGAAGCCCGAUCGGCGUGGGCUCUCCUGCAGCUGGACGAGGUCUUACUCAGCGUGGUUCUGCAGGGACGCAGUCACACUCCCAAGCUGCUGGGUUUCUGCGGCGACCUGUACGUGGUAGAGCGAGUCGCAUACACGCCGCUGUACGGCCUCGAUCUGUCGCCGGCGCUCAAACCCUGGAUCACGGCUGUGGUCGGUCGCGGCCUGGACCACUUCUUCGCGCCGUCGUGGCCUCGCAAGGUGAAGAUCUCGAUCGGGCUGCUGGAGCUGGUGGAGGACGUUUUCCACGGGACGUUCGGCUCCUUCCUGCUGUGCGACAUGAAGCCGGGGAGUUUCGGAUACACCGAGCGCUACGAGCUGCGCCUUCUGGACGGGCGACACGUCGUGCCGGAGGAGGCCUUCAGACGUGUCAUGCGAGUUCGGCCGUGCCAGGAAGACUCUGACUGCGUGUACAGCGGCGAGUGUAGGGCGUCGUGUCGCCGAACCGAGCGGCGCUGCGGCGCCGAGCCGAGCCGGACGAACCUGGCUCGGGCCUGCAGCGCGCUGGAGGACUUCCUGCUGCAGGGGGCGCCGGCGAGCCUGCGGGACGAGCUGGAGCGACAGCUGAACGCCUGCAUGGAGCUCACGGGCUCCGGCGAGCAGAUGCAGAUGGAGCACUCGCUCAUCCUCAACAACCUGAAGAUGCUGCUCUGGAAGCAGAUUUCGCACACCAUCGACUCGUAACACCGCACACACUGUGAGCUCGCCGUGUGCUGCUGCUGUGUGUGUGUGAGGUUUUUUUUUUUUUUUGUUGGUGUCCCACACGCUGACGUAACGAUCGUGUCACUCUUUGAACUCUCCUACUUCCUGUUAUUCUCCGACACGCCGAUCAAAGGUGCUGCUUGUAAUAUUAUAAUAUUUAAAAGUGUUGUUUUUUUUUCGUUUAUAAUAAUCAUUUGAAUUAAAUUCACCACGCAAGCCAGCUCGCGUACAUAUUUCAGCGUUUCAGUAUUUGCUGGAAAUUAACCCCACCCCUAUUUAGAAUAGAUCUUCUCGGCUCCGCCCUCUUCCCGUAAAAAAAAAAAAAAAAGCAACGUGAAAACGCGCCUCCUAGGGCCUGGCGUGCACUAAAACUUAUUCUAAAUCCUUUUAUAGGGCGCCAUUACUUUUGUCUUCACUGAACAGUUGGCGUAAUCUGCAUAUAAAAUCGCAGUACCUCCUCACGAAUUUCAUAGGAUAGGAUAGGAUAGAAUCCCCGCCCCCAAACUAACCUCAUGCUAAUGGUUUACGAAUAAAUUAUUUCGUACUAAGCUUGAGAAAUGAAGCCUAAUUAACAUAUUCAAAUUAUUAUUCCGAACGGUUGAUGUUUUAAGUGAACCAGGUCACGUUCUGCCCACAGGACAGCUUCGGGACAUUUUAUAUCAUAAACCUGGAUCAAAGUUGAAGCCAUGAUGAUGGUCCGACAACUGGCAUAAAUAUUGGAACAUACUUAAUAGCAGGAGAGUUUAAAUAAUGACAGUAUCCCGUCUAACAUCGGCUCAGAGUGUGUGUGUGUGUGUGUGUGUGUGUGUGUGUAACACAUUUGUGCCAUAUGCGAGUGAUCACUGAUCAUUCUUGGGUUUUUUUUUUUUUAAUGAAAUGAAACAAUUUGCAUCCAUUAAUUAAAGAUGCGAAAAACGGUGACGUAGAGGUGCGUACGGGACCGGUUUUAAAUUCCCGAUCCCGCCGUAGAACGUUUCUCCGUACGGUAUCUCAAAACGUUAACAAGUUGACCUCCAUGACCUUGACCAGGAUAAAGAAAACGACUGAAAACACGCGUUGCACGAAUCCACGCUGAACGACUCGGAUAUCCCGAUUUGUUCCAUAUGAUUAACGCGCCAUCUUCGACCGUGCAGCGAAAUCCGACGACGUCGCUCUAUUUUCUUAUCGGUCGAUGGUCAUCUACAAAAACGACAAACACCGUCCCGAUAGCGACAAAGCGGGUUUUUGCCCUCGCGUCAUCUCUACUUAAACAGAGCGCUGCAGCGGCGCUUUAGUCCUUUAGUCUGUCCGGCUCUGUCGCCUUCUCGUCAGGAUCGGACAACGCCGUCGACGCCAUCGCCACGGCUUCGUCAUCUCGUACAUCGCCAACUAGCUGCGUCGCAUCCUGGGACGUUUGAACCGACAUGUCCGCCGGAUUUCUCAAUCGAUUUCUUUGCCUAAAAUCAGCUAAAAUAAAUAAAUAAAAAAUGACCCCAAUUUUCAUUUCCAACGCUCAAUUCUAUUGAACUUUUUUUCUCUCGUCCUGUGGAAUCUCGGUCCCGACGCACACCUCUACUACAAAACUGUGAUGGUCUCUUCCGAGUCACGUCUUGUUUUUUUGUUUUUUUUUAAACACACUAUUAGCGCUGGGAUCCUCGUUCUGCAUGCUGCCGUCACAGUCCAUGUACCAUUUACACGAAAAGGGAGAGACGACGUUCUCAGAGCGGAGACGUCGUCCGUGCUGGCUCUACGUCUCUACACGUCUACGCUGUCAGGUUUUUCAGACACGUCUGGAGGGAAGAUAAACCACAGUCUGAUCUCACUCGGGUUUUAGGACUGGACUCUAUUAGACGUGUUGGUUUUGUUUAGUAUUCGCCUCCUGUCCUGUGCCAUCACGUGUUGCUGAACAUCGCCGCUGCUGGUUAAGGAUUAAAAACUGUUCUAUUUUAAAAAGGAAGUAUAAAUGCAUGACUUUGCACAUUAAAGUAUUUUGUCGCAGAUGUGUGCCUGCUGUUUUUAGUUAUUUAUGUUUAUAUAUCCCAACGAUUUGGACUUGAUCUUUACUUAAUCCCUUUAAAUAAAAUUCUCCAUGUCCGAAAAAACAAACACACAACCACCUCAAAUGUUUCACCUCACUACUUUGUCCUGGUAUAAAUAAAUAUAACAAAAGAUCAAUUAUAUUAGUGCCCAAUUAUAUUAAUAUUAAUUAUUAGAUUAUU
Molecule: messenger RNA, 4754 nt
Organism: Ictalurus furcatus (blue catfish)
Lineage: Eukaryota; Metazoa; Chordata; Actinopteri; Siluriformes; Ictaluridae
Gene: dipk1aa
Product: divergent protein kinase domain 1Aa
Exons: 5
Coding region: 1252-2538 (428 amino acids)
Source: RefSeq, a predicted model, not a curated record